ACGGUACCUCAACACGCAGUGCUAUCGCGGAGAUCAGAUAGUCAGCUGUGCCCUUGGAAAGCCCUGCUGCGGCUCAGUGUCAUUUCGCGGCUAAUACGGACUGUUUGCGCCUACCACGUUUUCUGCGGCUCCGCCUGCAGUCGCUGCAAACAAUACCACAGAUAGAAGACGCCAACAAUGGUGGCUGUCAACGAGAAGCCAGCGGCAGCUCCUGCGGUGCCGGCGUCGUGCGAGCGGCGCCGCAUCUCGCGCAACGUGGUGCUGCUCAGCCUGGCCUUCAUGCUGCACUUCACCGCCUUCCAGGGCGCCGGCAACCUGCAGAGCUCCGUCAACGCCGACGCCGGCCUGGGCACCGCCUCGCUGGCCACCAUCUACGCGUCUCUCAUCGUCAGCAACAUUUUCCUGCCGGUCGUCGUUAUCAAGUGGCUGGGCUGCAAGUGGGCGGUGGCGGCGUCCUUCGUGGCGUACAUGCCAUACAUCGCGGCGCAGUUCCACGCCACGUUCUACACGAUGAUCCCGGCGGCGCUGUUCGUGGGCUUCGGCGGCGGGCCGCUGUGGUGCGCCAAGUGCACCUACCUCAGCGUCGUCGCCGAGGCGUACGAGGAGGCCGACCCCGCCGCCGGACCCGCCGCCGACGUCCUCACCGUCCGCUUCUUCGGCAUCUUCUUCAUGAUCUUCCAGUUCUGCCAGGUCUGGGGAAACCUCAUCUCCUCAACAGUGUUUUCGCUGGGUUCGGGAACGCCCAAAAAUCUGACGGGAGACCUGGGUGACGUGUGUGGCGCCAACUACCUGCCUUCCGCCGCCAGCGGCGGUACGGCCGCCUCGCGGCCCCCAGACGAAAAGAUCUACAUCGUAGCCGCCGCCUACCUCGCCUGCAUGCUCAGCGCCUGCCUCCUCGUCGGCAUCGGAGUCGACUCCCUCAGCAGGUACAAGGAGGGCCAGCGGCAGGGCUCGGGAACCGGCCUGUCCGGCUUCGGGCUGCUCGCCAUCACGCUGAAGCUGCUCAAGGAGCGCGACCAGCUGCUCAUGCUGCCCAUCAUCAUAUUCCUCGGCUUCGAGCAGGCGUUCAUAGGCGCUGAUUUCACCGCUUCGUACGUGACGUGCGCGUGGGGCGUGGAGAACAUCGGCUGGGUGAUGAUCUGCUACGGCGCGUGCAACUCGGCGUCUGCGCUGGGCGCCAGCUGGCUGGUGAAGGCGACGGGCCGGCUGCCCGUGGUGUGCGCCGCGGCCGCCCUGCACGCCGGCCUGCUGGCGGCGCUGCUGGCGUGGCGGCCGCACGCCGACGACCGCGCCGUCUACUUCGUGCUGUCCGGCGUCUGGGGCGCCUGCGACGGCGUCUGGCUCGCGCAGAUCAACGCGUUCUGCGGCAUCCUGUUCCCAAGCCGCGAGGAGGCGGCCUAUAGCAACUUCCGGCUGUGGGAGUCCGUCGGCUACAUCAUCUCCUACGCUUACAGCGCCUACCUCGUCACCUGGGUCAAGAUAGCCAUCCUGUACGUUGUGCUGGGACUGGGCAUGGCCGGCUACGUCACGGUGGAACUGCUCUUCAAGCGCAGGAAGACCGACAAGGAGCUCCUUUGACGCGUGUAAAGGAAAGUGUGGUACUUUUAUAGGAGAGAGGGAAGUGGCGGGUGGAGAAGUUUUCAAUCUCCAGCUGACUACAUUUUUCUCCAGUGUACAUCUUACUUUCUGUUUCGACAUCCUUUGUAUCAAACUUGAUCCAAGUUUGCAUUUCUCCAUUUAGUGAAAGUUACUGGUAAUAGCUAAUUCAUCAUGGAGCGUUUAUGGUGAUAUAACAGGCAAGUAAAAAGAAACACGUCGACAGUUUCCGUUACUUCCCAGCGUGCCCCAGUAUUAACGCUUUCCUCCAGUGAUGGUAGCAAAAUACCUACACAGAAUGUAGGACAAUUUUUCUAAGAGAAUAUAUUCUCUGUUUUAGAAUAGCGCACCAUCCAUGGACACUGAUGAUCUAGUUUACUAGUCACAGCGGUUUUCCUUAAGCUCAAUAUCGGAUAAAGUUGGUUGUUUGUUGGACUGCUCUUUUAACUCAUAGCAAUAAAUAGGUUUUCACAGUUGACUUCCAUCCAUCAUAUGUCUUAUUUUUACAUUUCCUAUACUACUUGAGAUAUAACACUUUUCAAUUAGCUGCAAGUAUUUCACCAUAUUAUUUAUUGAACGGAGUAGGACGCAAAACGGAAACGUCGUUUUGCUUGUUGCCGACUAUUCCUUACAGCUCCACAGCGGGAGAGACAUUCAGAACGACACUCGAGCGACUGAGAUGUGUUCUGCACAUCCUCAUACUUGAGGUUAGCCGAUAUCUGGGUAAUCAGUUUCGCUUGUGCACAUUUUAGACCACUGUGGAAACCUACCCAGCUUCUCUCUUCUUUUACGAGAAACAUUCAGUUCGUAAAUUUCAGACAUCAUUAAGAGUUUCCCAAACUGGUGAGACGCACGGCAAACAGCAGCUUCAAUCACGUGGUUUCACAUCAUGAGUAAUGACUAAUCGGAUAAAGAAUACAUUGUGGAUUACACGCUAGUGCAGCAGUAGAAGAAGAUAUAAUAGCAAUUGAAUCGUCUGAAGAAAUACUGACAAAUUUUACGGAAAAGCACAAUUCUCAAGAAUGACUGAGCCGAUAGUUUUUAUAUUCCUGUCGGCGAAGAAUCAAUUUCCUUCGAUAUACUUAAGGAUGUUAACAGUUCCUAACAUGAACUUGCGUAUUGUGUCGAAGCUCAUUUAGGCGACUAAUGUUAUGUGCAUUUAC
Messenger RNA from Schistocerca serialis cubense, 2759 nucleotides. RefSeq names its product UNC93-like protein. The coding region runs from base 178 to 1578 and encodes 466 amino acids. Gene Ontology annotation, biological process: regulation of potassium ion transport; regulation of muscle contraction. Gene Ontology annotation, molecular function: potassium channel regulator activity. Gene Ontology annotation, cellular component: striated muscle dense body; plasma membrane. The record is from RefSeq and is a predicted model, not a curated record. The transcript has 7 exons. NCBI's taxonomy places the organism in Eukaryota, Metazoa, Arthropoda, Insecta, Orthoptera, Acrididae.